This is a messenger RNA of Phytophthora sojae, 150 nucleotides long. RefSeq lists its product as hypothetical. The transcript has a single exon. The record is from RefSeq and is a predicted model, not a curated record. Lineage: Eukaryota; Oomycota; Peronosporomycetes; Peronosporales; Peronosporaceae. The annotation marks the transcript as partial. Gene Ontology annotation, molecular function: DNA binding.
UGGACCACCGACGAGCACGACCGCUUCCUCGAGGCGCUAGAACUCUAUCCGUCAGGGCCCUGGAAGGUCAUCGCCGACCAUGUCGCUACGAGAACCACCCGGCAAACAAUGACCCACGCGCAGAAGUACCGGCAGAAGAUCGAGCGGCGG